Molecule: messenger RNA, 1290 nt
Organism: Prorocentrum cordatum
Lineage: Eukaryota; Dinophyceae; Prorocentrales; Prorocentraceae
Source: the annotation of a GenBank genome assembly
AUGCAGACCGGUGAAUCAUCGGUCUCACCCAAAGCAUUGCAUGCAGAGCAAGGUUCAAGCUCCGACGGACCAGGCGACGAUUUCUCGAUAUGUACACAUGAGGGGACACGCGUACGCAUGCUUAACGGCCUCGACGUGUUCAACGUAUUCAAGGUCACGAUGCUGGUGGAGCUGAAUAGUACUUCGUUCCUCUUCAGCGAUGAUGGUCGAUUCUUUGUUGCAGCGUUGAGCAGUAUGAGCUCAGGAUCCUUGGUGAUCCAUGGACUGCUCGUUCCGCCGCGCUGGAACCUGAUAAGUAUGUUCCCGCGGCCAGUUUUCGAAGUCAUAAUGGAAUUUCUGGAGUGGUUUCAGAAUUGGGUUGCGGGGUUCAUUUACUUAGCGCUUGGCGUGAUUCUCCCCAAUCUGGCGAGGUGUAGCGCUACCAGCGUUCAUUCGGAGCGGACGCUGAGCGUUGCGAACUGCUACGAUCUGAAUAUGAGAUUCGGCCGUGCAUACAUGUUCUUCUCCUAUGUCCUUUGGCCAGUUGCUCUUCUAUCGGGUAUGGUUGCGCCAGUGUUAGUUUGGUUGCCCUUGCUGUAUGGGGACGGCUUUGCGAGGCAAAUGCACAUUGGAUUUUGGACUACAUUCAGCGUCUUCACUUGGUCCAUCGGCAUGCUCUUCACUGUACCUUCCAUGGUCGAAGAAAUCGGUAUAAUAGCCGUGCGUAGAAUUGUCGACGGGGUCGUUAAGCAUGUGGCCGACAUGCGUACAACGCCAAACCAGUGGCAAAAGGUGCUGGACUUAGUGAGGGCGACCGUUUUUUUGGUAGCGGACACCUUCGAUUGGAAGUGUCUGGGGCGUUUGAUCAUAUUUCGCGUCGCCAUGCUCUUCUCGCUCGCAAUUGGAUUCGGCUUUGUUGGAAUCGCCCACUCAGGGGAAAUGUCCAGAACGUGCGCAAUAUGUUUUGGUGUGUUGGCAGCAAUUUGCGGCUGUGUUAUUCUAUUACGUGUGGGGCUCAUCAAAGAGAAGUGUAGUAACAAGCGGCCUGGCUCUAAGAAUCGUACGGCAGAAUUGCUCCAUGUAAUGGUGGAACAGGAAUUGAGACAUGAUUCGGAACCGACGGCCUUCCGUCAGUUGUCGUUUUACCUCAGAGAGCGAACGAUUGGCAUAGAGCUGUUGGGUACUCGAAUAACAACUGAGUUUGUAGCAAAUGCCGCAUUACGAACAUGCUUUUACCUUCAGCCGCGGUCGCUGUCAUUGAAGGCGUAUGGUGCAUUGGUGCCAUUGAAGACAUCGGUCACUAUGAUAUGA